This is a messenger RNA of Sphaeroforma arctica JP610, 293 nucleotides long. RefSeq lists its product as hypothetical. Lineage: Eukaryota; Ichthyosporea; Ichthyophonida. The annotation marks the transcript as partial. The transcript has 2 exons. The record is from RefSeq and is a predicted model, not a curated record.
AUCUGCAUCGCAAUGGCACAUACUACACUGUGCUCAUGUCUAUUAGUUCUCUGGCGAGUAUCGAGCACAUCGUCCUGGGGGCCAGCUUCGUCAAGGGGCAGAACCGUCUGGUGGGGCAAGUGAUGGGGUGUCUGAUUGCGCUCGUCGUCAACAUGACCGUGUACGACAAUCCGUAUGCUCUGCUGUUUCUGUGGGCCGUUGUGUCGUAUGCUGCCGUGUACAUGUUCGACUUUGCGGCUCUCCCGGCAGCUCAGCUGUAUCUGGGCUCAGGGUUCUUGUCAUGUGCCAUGAGG